UAUAUGAAAAACUAUUCUCAGAUGGUUCCCACCAAUUUUCAAAACGAUACGACGCACCAAACAAAAGUUGCAGCAAAAAACGGUGCAGUCCAACUUUUUCUGGCAUCACUGGACUUUUUGUUUGAUGACUAGUGUAGUAGUGUUUCAAAGUGUUCACUGUUCAGACCUUCCAGUGUAUGUGUCGACCAAUGUCGCGAUAAGAAACAGUUGAUUUAAGUUCUUCUGUAUUCAAACUUAAAUCCUUUGUGACAGACGUCUUCUUAGUAAUAAAGUAUUAAAUAAAGAGAGGAUGAAAUGUUCUCAAUCAGUUGAAAGAGUCUGUGCUGCCAUGCAGCCAUCAUUCCUGGGGCUGAAAUCUACAAGAUGAAAUGGUCUCAAAUCAGUAGAAAGAGUCUGUGCCGCCAUCCUGCCAUCAUUACUGAGGCUGAAAUCUGCAGGGUUUAGCUUUGCCCUACAACUUAAAAAUGAUUCCAUUUUAUUUGGAACGUUCAGACUUCAAUUGCUGGUAUACCCUCACUCACACACAAGAUAAUCAAGUUCUCCGGGACCCGCCCACGUCAAAGGAGAUCCUCAAUAUUUCUGUGACAACAGGAUCCCUUGAGAUUCCAUCCUUUUCUCAGCAUACGACCGGAAUGGAUAUCCUUUGCCAGCUUAUGGGGUCGUGAGGGCCUCACUUGCUCCCCCAUCACGCCACUCAUCUGGGAAAUGAACAACAGCAGCCAUCAACCCCAUCCAGACAACGUUGUUCUCGACAAGGACGGACACGUGUACAACCCCAUCGAUCUCGACGACAACUUCCUCAUCGUCACGAAAUUCGUCUGCUGCUCCAUCGGCAUACCUCUCAACGUGACGAUAGCGUUCACCAUUAUCCACCGCCGGCGCUUGCACAGGAAACCGCGCAACAUUUUCCUGCUGGGCAUCAUCUUCUCCUACUUGACGUUUUUCGUUCCGUCCGUCAUCAAAUUGAUUUACUGGGGACUCUAUCCCAUCGAAUCGGUUUGCCACGGUUACGUCGCCGUCGUCGGCGUCCCGCAGGGUCUCGUUUUAUUGAACAUGAUCCUGGCCCUGAUUGACAGGUAUUUGGCCAUCAACCGCCCGCUGUUGCACAGGGACAAAAUGACGGUGCGCUUGGCGACUAUCACCGUUAUCGUCAGCUCCUUGUUUGUUAUCCUGCUCCUGAAAUUCCUUUUCCUAGCCAGGAUUAUCGCUCCUCUCCGCUGCGAGGUCUGCCUCCUCCACGUCAAAAUCGUUUUGAUCAUCUUGUCCGUCUUGUCCGUCGCCUGCACCGUCAUGAAUUUCAUCGUCUACCAGCAAACGAAAGCUCUGCUCGCCGAAUCUCGCCGGCUCACCUCGGCGACGACCAACAAAACGAUUGACAACGACGUCCAGGCGGAAUGGGUCGAAUUGGGGAUCGCCGGAAUCGAAUCGCAGAACUUUAGGGCCUCGUCCGGAAGUAGUUCGUUGAACGAUCAUUCCUCCCAGGUCAAGUCCAUGUCCAUCCACGUGGAUAAGACGAGAAUCAGUCAGAUCGAACUGGAGGCCACUCGCACUCUGAUUACCGGAGUCACGUCGCUCAUUGUUACGGCUUUACCUCCGACCGUAUUCGUGUCGGUUUUCCUGGGCUGCCAGCUCGUCCUUGGCGGAAUGGAGUGCAGCAGUCUCAAUUGGUUGUCGCCCUACAUGAUCGAAUUGGGAGUGAUUCACGCCGUUUACAAUCCGCUGAUAUUUAUCGCCAGGAACAAGGAAUUGAGAACGGCUCUAACGUGUCAAAUGUACAAAGGCUAAAUAACUGGGGAGCGUUUAAUUCGACAAAAACAAAAAAGGAAUCGCCGUCUAUUAUAUUUGAGGAGAAUUAAAUAUUCCAUUGUUCUUUUUCUAACGCACAGGAUGUAAUUUGCAACCUAUAUUUUUGUGAUUUACUGUUUAAUGUGAUAAAUUGGUCGCUUAUUAUCUCUGCGUGUUUGGAUUUGAGCGCUCAAAUGUCGUUUGUAUUCAAAACGAGACGUUGGUCGCCAACGGUUACUAAAUGUACACUGUAUCCUGUACAAAGGAAUAAAACAGCGUCAUUUGGCCGAGCAACCGUUUAUGUAGCUAAUACUCUAAUGACGUCAAUUGGGGCCUGUCGAUGACAUAGUAGGAAAUGGCGUGGGUGAUUUUUUUUAGUAGCCUAGACAAUUUGUAUCUAAUUAUUUGGUUAUCAUCCGAGCUAUAGGAAUCUCGGACAAUUUAGUGCUUAACUAAUUCGAGUGGAAAUGUGACGAAAUUCUGGUUGUCAAGUAAGUUUCAUACAAGACCCGUACGUUACCUGGAAUAGCCGAUCCUUCUUGGAGGAAAAGUGGCCAACAUAAGUUUCUAAUCUCUCCGAUCCGGACGAUGUCAUGGGAGUCGCAAUCUACAGGCUGUUACCAAGGACAUGGUAUCCGGAAACGUACCAGAUGUUGCUGGACCGAAACAGCUGCUGCCCGGGCUACACAAACUGUACGGAUUCACUCUGCCAAGGCUGUAUAAUCUCUUCUCUCCAUAGGCCAUCACUCCUUCAGCUAGAAAUGUACAAGAAUUGUUUAUUGAGCUGGUUAUAACGGUGGAUAAAUUCGGGAGCAAGAGUCC
Daphnia pulicaria is the source of this 2607-nucleotide messenger RNA. RefSeq lists its product as uncharacterized. Gene Ontology annotation, molecular function: G protein-coupled receptor activity. Lineage: Eukaryota; Metazoa; Arthropoda; Branchiopoda; Diplostraca; Daphniidae. Gene Ontology annotation, cellular component: membrane. Gene Ontology annotation, biological process: G protein-coupled receptor signaling pathway. Bases 706 to 1785 code for a protein of 359 amino acids. The record is from RefSeq and is a predicted model, not a curated record. The transcript has 7 exons.